Molecule: messenger RNA, 1611 nt
Organism: Symbiodinium sp. CCMP2456
Lineage: Eukaryota; Dinophyceae; Suessiales; Symbiodiniaceae
Source: the annotation of a GenBank genome assembly
AUGGCUGCGUCAGGCUCCCUGUGCCGCACCAGUGCCAUGUCAUGCCUUGCGGCAGAUGUGGUGACAGAAGUGGACGGUCAUUCUUUGGACAAUGGCAGCGUCAAGGAUAUGAUUCGAGAGCACCAUGCAGCUCUGAUGCGCGAGCUGUCGAAGCAGCAGGAAAUGCUGUACAGCUUGCAAUGCUGGAGCCAGGACUUUUCCCAUCGCCAGAUGCCUGCGCCGCCUGCGCCGCCUGGCCACCUGGCAUCCACAGCAAUGCCGGCCCCUCCUCACUGCGAGAGCCCACCGAUGCCCCAGGCAGCCAAGCAGCACUCUGUGGCCAGCAACCUGGGUUCUCCUAGCUCUGCCCUCUCGAAGAACACAAAAUCCUCGCGAAUUGUGACGCAGAUCCAGGCGCGGAUAGCUGCCGUCAAAGAAAAGAAGCCGACUUUGAGGGAGACAAGGUUCCUCGUGGUCGAGAUGCAGCUGCGUGGAUCAGCUGCUGAGAGUAUCGUGCGCAUGUAUCCGGAAUGGCCGACGGAUACUGACAGGAACUCGGCUGCUCAGGAAUAUGCCUUCCUCGCCUUCUACGUGUGCGAAACGGUGUUGAGAAUAACUGUGUUGCGGAAGGAGUGGUACUUCCAUCCGGAGGAGGGCAUCCAAUGGGGCAACUUCUUGGAUGCGCUGAUUGUCUUGUUCGGCUUGACGGACUUGGUGAUUGCGAAAAUCGUGCUGCCACAUGAAGGAGAAUCUCACGGCGGCGCAGUUUUACUGCGCAUUCUGCGCGUCGGCAAGAUCGCGAAGACCAUGCGCCUCGUUCGAGUGAUGCAGCUGUUUUCCCAACUUCGCAGCAUGGUGGAGACCUUCGUCGCGAGCUUGACCUCGCUUUUCUGGUCUAUGGUCUUGUUGCUGGUCUGCAUGAUGAUUGCAGCGCUGGUUCUUUGCGAGUCCUGCGUGCCGCUGAUUGUCGACCCUCAUACCAGCCUCGACCUAGAAACCAAGGAGUGGCUUCUGAUCCGGUACGGCAGCUUCAGUCGUGCCAUGUACACCAUGUUCGAAAUCACGUUCAGCGGCGGUUGGCCCGUCCUCGUCCGACCCCUGGUGGACGAUGUCAGCGUCUUCUUUGCAGUUCCGUGCUUGAUUUAUGUCGUCGCCAUCGUCUUCGCUGCCUUGCGCCUCAUCACCGCGCUCAUGGUCCGUUCGACAAUGCAGGUCCUCAACAGCGAUGCAGCUGCAGCGGUCCUCGAGCGAAUGGAGAAAGCAUCCGAGCUCCAGGACAAGCUUCUGGAGGUCUUCCAUGACGCCGACAGCGACGAAGAUGGGCGGUUAACUAUGGAGGAGUUCGAAGCGAUGUUGCGACACAAAGAAAUGCGGCACUACUUGAGCAUUCUGGGACUGGAUGUUCGUGAUGCCCGAAUGCUAUUUCGGGUUCUGGACGACGGUGACGGCACCCUCUCCGUCCAGGAAUUCUGCGAGGGCGUUGCGAAAGUUAAGGGAAGCGCGACAUCUGCCGACAUCAUGCACCUUCUCCAUGAGACUGGGAAGAUGCGAAGGGACUGCCAGGCCAUCCUGCUUGCCGUCUCCGGGCAGCCAGCCGCGAGCAUGACCGUCGGGUGUAUGAAGUCGAAGUAG